UUUAAAGAUGAACCAACAUGAUAUUUAUAAAGUUAAAUCCUAUGAGAUCAAUAAGAGCCUAGAAAUAGGUAGGGGACAAUUUGGGGUUGUCUAUUAAUGCACGGAUACAAAAAACCCACAACUCAAAUUAUGUGCAAAGGUUAAAGUUGAUACUAACAUAGAUCAUUGAGGAAAGGUUGGAUGACCCAAAAACUCAAAGGGAAAUUGAGUUAAUGAAAAUUAUAAUGAUUAAUGCUAAGGGAAACAAAAAUAUUGUCGGAGUAGAAUACGUAGAGUAUACUAAAGAUGGAAUUGUGAUGAUUUUGGAAAAAUGUGAAAGUGAUCUCUAAACAGUUAUGGAGAAGAAGCUGAAGAGCGAGGACAAAUAUUUCAGACCAAGGGAAGCCCUAAACAUCCUUAAACAAUUAGUGAAUGGUUACAAGAUUCUAUAUUUCAAUGAUAUUAUACAUAGAGAUCUUAAACCUGCUAACAUAUUGAUUUUGAAUGGAGUUUACAAGGUACAUCAUAGUUCAAAUUCUUUUAGAUAGCCGACUUGGGUUUGGCGAGAGUCUUAGAAGGAUGCCAAGAAUUGACAAAAGUAGGAACGCCUAAAUAUGUAGCUCCUUAAUUGUAUUUUGAGAAAUACUUCUCAAAUUCUGCUGACAUUUUUUCAGUAACCUUUUACAUUUAUAACAUCUAGUUAGGAAUCAUCACUUAUGAAUUGAUUUAUGGUAAAUUGCCAUAUCCAAAUAUUAUAACCCAAUUAAAUCAAAUAAAAAAGGCUUUAAGGAGUUUAGAAAAAAACCCAGUCGUAGUGGAUAGAGAUUGGCCAGAGGUAAGAAUAUCGACAUUUUUAGAUGACUUCCGAUUUUGCUAAUUUGAUUGAAUAGAUGCUCAAAUAUCAUGAGAAAGAUAGAAUAUCUUGGGAGAAAUUAUUUAAACAUUAGCUUAUCUAAGAAGAAUCCAACAUAGUAGUGAAUCAAUCAGGGUAAGCAAUUACAUAAUACCCUUAGACUUAUCCAUAAUUCAGACUCCGACGAUGAAAAAGAAGAAGAGACUGUUUAAACUUAAUUUCCAGAAUAAAAGCCAGUUCAAACAUAGAACAUUGAAUAGUAAGUGCCUCAAUUUGCUUAAAAUUAACCUAAACCAACAUUUAUAACACCUCUCCCCUAGGCUUAAAAGUAAUCAUGAAAUAUAGAUUCUAGGCCACAACCAGUCCAAUUCACUCCAGGGAAAGUGUUUACUAAUCCUUUUCCUACUAAUUUUCCUGUUCCACCCAACACUAAUUCUUUUAUAGCACCUCAAGCAAACUAAUAACCCAAACAAUUUAUGAAUCCUUAAGCUUAAAGAUUCCCAAGCAUGGUCCAAAUGCAUAUAUUAGGAUAACCACUUAUAUUUUAAUAAGUCAAAGCAACUUCAGAUUAGAUUUUUUAAACAGGGUUUUUAAUGGAUUAAACAUUAGAGAAUUUAGAAAAAUAUGUGUAAUUGAUAGUUAAUAUAAUUUUAGGAACAUGUAAUCAUAAUUGAGAGCAGAGUUUUUUGGAAUCAAAUUAUACCUUCAUUGUUUGGCAUAGUGCUUCUAUGAACACUCAAGUGCUAUGUUAAAAUAAAAUUCGAAAAACCCAAACAAUUAAUGUUACUAUUCACUUCAAGUGGUUGAUUAGGAAAUUUAGAAAUAAAUAAAAUAUCAUUAAGUAAUAGCAUAGGAAUUGGAGAGAUGCAAUCUAACCUCAUACUACCCUGUGACCGAUAUUAAUCCAGAUUUUUGUAGUUACCUCCUGAAACUUAAUAACAUUACAUAAAACAAAGCAUUGUUUAUUUAUUCGAGUGAGACUAAGUAUUACCCGGAUUAUUUGUCGUAAUCAUAUUAUGAUUAACUUUAGAUUGUUAUAUUUUUUGGAAAGAGUCAAAGAUUUCAAUCAACGAUCCUUUGAGGAGAUAUAUAUACAAAUGUAGGAUAUAUCUAAAAAUUAAAAAAGCGAAUAAAUCAUGACGGAUUACCUUGGUAAGAGGCUUUUAAGUUGAAAUAUUAAAAAUUAUAACAUGUUAUUUA
This is a messenger RNA of Paramecium octaurelia, 2032 nucleotides long. The record is from the annotation of a GenBank genome assembly. NCBI's taxonomy places the organism in Eukaryota, Ciliophora, Oligohymenophorea, Peniculida, Parameciidae.